Molecule: messenger RNA, 788 nt
Organism: Camelus dromedarius (Arabian camel)
Lineage: Eukaryota; Metazoa; Chordata; Mammalia; Artiodactyla; Camelidae
Exons: 7
Coding region: 39-788 (249 amino acids)
Source: RefSeq, a predicted model, not a curated record
UCCGGUCAACACUGUUGAAUCUGAACACCGUCCUAAGAAUGUCCCACUUCACUAACUGGAAGGUCUCCCAAGUAAGCAAAAGCUCGUUGCCAUGUGACAACGUCAGGAAGCGAGCAAUGUGCAAGGACCUGACAGCGCGCCGUUUCUCUCCCCGCCCGCCUGGAACAGACUGGAAGCUGCCAACCCCUCUGGGACCUGUUUAUCCACCAUCGAUCUCGGGUCAGACCGCCACAAAAGCUGUGGGACGAAGCUGGGAGCUGUCUCCACCGACAGGAAAGAGCUUCCAAAUACACGAUGUGACCUCAGCGCACCUGCCCCAGCAGGGCCCCUUCCGGCACUUCAUGGACAUGAAGGCGGAGAAGAGGCUGGCUGGCCGGAAGGAGCGUCGCAGUCGCUUUGGAGACAUCAACGUGCACAAGUGCUAUCAGUUUGGGCAGGUCUUCCGCCCUUUCCAGGCCCUCGCCUCCACAGUUCUGACUAAGGGGUUCUACUUCACUUAUCUCCACUUUUUGUCCACCUACCAGCAAAGGAAGUCAGGAACGUAUCCAGUUCCCUUCCGAGAAGGACCCAUGGAGGAGCAAGGCUGGCUCUGCACGGGCGCCAGUGAGGGCUUAACCUCAGUACUGCCCAACCCGGGCACUGUGUUUUCUUUUACACCAGGUGGAGCCUUCCACCCAGACCCAUGCAGCGGCAAAGCUCUGGACAAUUGCAGUGGAAGGCAAUCCCGACUGACUGACUGCCGGAGCCGCUGUCUGGAUGGUGGCAGCCACCACCGUGGCUUGGCCUGA